AUGGGCCGUCCCAAGCGCAAUGUCCUCGCCGCGGCGGAGAAUACCCUCUUGCCUCCCACAGCCUUGUCGCCAAACCAGUCUGUCGUCCGUGUGAUCAAGCCCGAGGGCAACAACCUCUACACAUGCGAGUUCCCCGACACAAAGACCCGACUCCUCGAACUUGCGCAGCGCUUCCGCAACACCAUCUGGAUUCGCAGAGGCGGAUUUGUGCUUGCAGAGCUGUAUGAAGGACAGAGUGAGGAGGUCAGGGCCAAGGGGGAGAUUGUCAACGUGGUUCGCAGCGAGAAGCAAUGGCGCAAGCAGCCGUACUGGCCCAAAGAAUUCCACGAAACAAGCGAUAGCGACUCAGAAAAUGAGUCGACGGUCGGAAAGAUGCCGCCCUCCGACUCCGAAUCGGACUGA
Molecule: messenger RNA, 402 nt
Organism: Emericellopsis cladophorae
Lineage: Eukaryota; Fungi; Ascomycota; Sordariomycetes; Hypocreales; Bionectriaceae
Exons: 2
Coding region: 1-402 (133 amino acids)
Biological process (GO): translational initiation
Cellular component (GO): nucleus
Molecular function (GO): RNA binding; translation initiation factor activity
Source: RefSeq, a predicted model, not a curated record